Messenger RNA from Penicillium crustosum, 1695 nucleotides. RefSeq names its product flavin-containing monooxygenase. The record is from RefSeq and is a predicted model, not a curated record. Gene Ontology annotation, molecular function: N,N-dimethylaniline monooxygenase activity; flavin adenine dinucleotide binding; NADP binding. Bases 1 to 1695 code for a protein of 564 amino acids. The transcript has a single exon. Lineage: Eukaryota; Fungi; Ascomycota; Eurotiomycetes; Eurotiales; Aspergillaceae.
AUGGGAUCCAUCCAACCCAAAGAACAGCAGUACGAUGUCCUUAUCAUCGGCGCCGGUCUUUCGGGUAUCUGCGCACUUCACAACUUCCGCAAGCGCUUUCCUUCGUGGCAUGUAGGAGUUCUCGAAGCAGCCGAUAAUGUUGGAGGAACUUGGUAUUGUAACCGCUACCCGGGGGCACGAGUCGAUACCGAAUCACUCUCCUACGCAUACUCGUGGGAUAAGGACCUUUUGAACGAAUGGACCUGGAAGGAGUCCUUCUCCACCCAGUCAGAUGUCCUCCGUUAUAUUGAACAUGUCUGCGACAAGCAUGACCUCCACAGGAAUAUCCAACUCAAUACCCGAGUUAAGACGGCCCUUUGGCAGGAUAAGAACAAUACGUGGCUGUUUCGCGACGAAGUCGGCACCAAUCACCGGACCCGUUUCUUCGUCAGCUGCAUGGGCUUCCUGUCAACCCCGACGCUCCCUGCUAUUCCAGAUAUUCAACUGUUUCAAGGCAAAUCUUUUCAUACUUCCCGCUGGCCGAAGGACUUUGACAUGAGUCAUGAUCUGGCCAAUAAGCGAGUCGGUGUUAUCGGCACCGGAGCAACAGGCAUCCAAACAAUCACAGCCAUAUCAAAAGAGCCGAGCAUCAAAUCAUUGAAUGUUUUCCAACGAACGGCGAACUGGUCCGCGCCACUACGAAACGAGCCGAUUAGCCCUGAGCAGAUGGAACAGCAUCGGAAGGACUACGAUGCCCUUUUCCAGCUUUGCGCUUCAACACCCAGUUGCUUCAUGCACCAGGCCGACCCGCGGAAGUCUCUAGAAGUUUCUGCAGACGAGCGGCUAGCGCUUUGGGAAGAUAUCUAUGCGAAGCCCGGUUUUGCCAAAUGGCUUGGCACGUUCAGCGAUACAUACAAUAACCGCGAAGCAAACAAACUCUACUCCGACUUUAUGGCCAGUAAGAUUCGAGCUAGAAUAAAUGAUCCCGAGGUUGCUGAUAGCUUGAUUCCAAAGAAUCACGGCUUCGGCACACGACGGGUCCCCCUUGAAAGUGGCUACUUUGAGGCGUUUAACCAGCCUAAUGUCCACCUUGUUGAUCUCAAGAGGACUCCAAUUGAGCGAGUUACAAGGAAUGGCAUUAUCACGUCUGAUGGCAAAGAGCAUAAAUUGGAUAUUUUGAUUUACGCAACAGGAUUUGAUGCCAUUACCGGUGCGUUCAGCUCCAUUGAUUGGACAGGAAAAGACGGCCGACCACUCCUUGGCUCCAGCAACACCAAGGAAGGCGAGCAAGCUAUUUGGGUUGACCAUCGACCGCGUACAUACUUGGGUAUGACCGCUUGUUCUAUGCCCAACAUGUUCAUGGUUCUAGGCCCCCAUCAACCAUUUGGUAACGCUCCUCGAACCAUCGAGCACGCUGUCCAGGUUAUUUCGGAUCUCCUGCAACACUGCAAAGACAAUAACUACUCCUAUGUAGAACCAACGGGAGAAGCCGUGGAUGCAUGGACUGAACACGUUGUUGAAAGCAGCAAAGGUGCCCUGUCGAACGAAAUCGAUAGCUGGAUGACCGGGGUUAAUACGAAUGUGAAGGGCAAGACAGUUCGGAGUGUUGCGAGGUAUGCUGGGAGCGCGAUAGAAUAUCGUCGGAGAUGUGCCGAGUCUAAAGCAGCUGGUUGGAAGGGGUUGGCAUUUGCCCAACUCUCGAACUCCAAGCUUUGA